Messenger RNA from Chiloscyllium plagiosum (whitespotted bambooshark), 1890 nucleotides. The record is from RefSeq and is a predicted model, not a curated record. NCBI's taxonomy places the organism in Eukaryota, Metazoa, Chordata, Chondrichthyes, Orectolobiformes, Hemiscylliidae.
AUGCUGCUCGCGCCAAUUGUUUUGAUUCUAAUUGGUUCCCGCGGAGCGAACACUUCGUCCAGCCGCGCUUCCCAGCCAAUCAGAGCGGCGCUGAAUACGGACCCGCUCAUUGACAGCCAAUCACACUCCGCGUUUACUCAAGCGCCAGGGCCAGGGUUAACGGACCGGGCAGAGAGGGCGUGUUUCCCGAGGGAGGGUGAUGAUAAAGCAGCCGCAACUAUGGCAACAGGAGUGAUCACAAACCUGCCCUCACUAACACCAGCUUCUGGGACUGUGGAUACAUUUCCACUAUUACAAAAGCGAGAUGGGAGUGAGAAGCAAAGUCGGAUAUAUCCAUUUAUUAAUCCCACUACUGCUAUUGAAUUCCGAGCAAACCUACAACGGCAACAAAAGGAAUUACUAAAUGCACACAGUGGACCGGGUUAUUUGAAAAGUACCUUUGCAUCGAGAAGAAAAUCUUUUUCUGGCAGCUGGCGAAGAUUUGCCUUGGAAGAGCAAGAUGAAGACAAGAUAAAUGAAAAGCCCAAAUCUGUGUGUUUUGUUACAGACAAAUCCACUGAUCAAUCUGGAUUAAAACAGUACAUUCAACAACAGCGACAACUAUUGUUGAUACAGUACACAGCAGGAUUAAAGGAAAACUCAAUAAAAGGCUUGAAAGAAGCCGCUCGCGAACAGCAGCAACGGAUGAUCGAGGAUGAAAAGAAACUUGCAAAAAAUAAACUCGCCAUUGAAAAUUUAAUGGCAGAAAGUCAAACCAAGAGUGUACAAGCCAUGUUACGGGCAGAAGAAACUGCAAAUGAUAAUCGUCUUGCAAUGGAGCAAAUAGAAAAACUUACUGAGGAAGUGCUAAGUCUUAAAAGUGCAAUUGGAAAACAGCAGCAAGAACUGGAUUAUUGUAUAACUGCAAAGAUGUUUUUUGAAAAACUUGCACCCAAAGAAUGGAAGGAGAAAAGAAAAGAGAAAAUGAUUGAGAGUGACGUCAGAAAGGAAGCUAUUCCGCUUGACUCUCUUACUGUAACUUCUAUAAGUGAACCGCAAAAUCGUAAAGCAAGCAGGCCAAAAACAAAAAGCUCACGGUUGAGCCCAAAACAUUCAGCAGCCACGCUGGUCACUUCCUGGAUGGAGAAAGGGAUGGAAUCUGAACCUGAGGAAACGCCAAUGGAAACUAAGCCUGAUGUCAGCCCUGUGGAUCAGGAACUGUAUUUUAAGGACCCACAGGAAAUCCUGGACAUUUUCUUUGAUUUGGAAGAGCAGAUAGUUUCCCUCCUCCAGUAUUGUCGUGAAGUUGAGGAGGACAUCGACCGGGUUAAUCAGAAAAUGGCUGCAACACAGGAGGCAAUGCGGAUUAAAAUAUUGUGCCUGAAGAACCAGGUGAAGCAUUUUGAGGACACCAUUGAGAAUGUGCAAAGUGCAACAGAAGAUAUUAAGUUUCAGGUCAAGAUGUUCUCAUGGGCAGAUUCUACAGGUGAAGAUGAGAAAAAGGUAUUUCAACAGUUGGACCAGGGCCUUGCGAAGCUGCAUCAGAUGUGCUUUAAGGACAGCCAGGUACCAGAGGAUACUUUGCAGAAACUGAAGAAUGUUGAAGGUGAGAUCCACAGGUUGUUGGAUUGCAUUGAUGCAGCUGCAUCAGCGACGACAGUCAGCAGCAUCCUGAAGAGAAAACAGAAAGAGGAUGCAGAUAGGCUGCAAGAAGAAAUGAUGUCUCGUAUAAAAAGUUCAAUGGAAGCAAGGAAUAAAAAUCGACGGGAAGCAGCACUAAGAGAUACACAGAAACGGUUGGGUCGAAAGCUGGUGUAUCGCUCAGAGCCCAUCAGAGACAAAGGGAAAGGGAAUGAUGCAGUAAAUAACGAAAUUGAAGAGGUCAAUGAAGAAGAGUUCUUUUUCACUUAA